Molecule: messenger RNA, 780 nt
Organism: Suillus discolor
Lineage: Eukaryota; Fungi; Basidiomycota; Agaricomycetes; Boletales; Suillaceae
Exons: 3
Coding region: 1-780 (259 amino acids)
Source: RefSeq, a predicted model, not a curated record
AUGGAUGUUGACUUUGAUGGUGCCCAUUUCGAGGACGAGGGAGAAUCGUUAUCACAGGUGGAGGUGUAUGAGGGCGCAGGGACUUGUUAUGCUCAGGAUGGUGUGACCUUUCUGGAUCUGUUUGACACUGAUGAGUAUGCAGAAUGCAGGAAGGAAAACCUCUUCUACCCUUUUGCAUCAAAGGAAGAGUGGAAGGUCGCCAAUUUUCUCCUGCGUUCUCCCCUCAGUAUGGCAGCGAUUAACCAGUUUCUGGAACUCCCUAUGAUCCAUCGGUUGAAAUUGUCAUUCCGCAAUGCUAAAGAAUUACGAAGCCAUGCUGAAAUGCUGCCAAAAGGACCAAGCUGGAAGUGCCAAACCAUCCCUUCACUCAAUCGCACAAAAGGGCCUAUCCGACUAUUUUGGAGGGACCUGGUGGAAUGUUUGGAGAGUCUCUUCAGUAACCCCCUUUUCCAUGACCAGCUCGAUUUUGUCCCUCACCAUGUUUAUAUGACAUCAGCGUGGCUUCUUCAUGUAUACUCAGAGUGGUUGACAGGCGACUCUGCUUGGGAGAUCCAGGACCAGCUUCCAAGAGGUGCGACAGUCCUAGGCACUGUACUUUCUUCGGACAAAACGAAUAUCACCAAUAUGACUGGUGCCAGGGUCGCUCAUCCACUCCUUUUAGGCCUUGCUAACAUUCACAUGAACACUCGCACCAAGCUCUCAUCCAGAGCUUUCUUCUUACAGCCCUCCUCCCUAUCCUGCAGUAUUUGCAUUCAAAUCCACGGAUGCGGGGCAUGCUAG